Messenger RNA from Lycium barbarum (goji berry), 2009 nucleotides. RefSeq names its product rab escort protein 1. The record is from RefSeq and is a predicted model, not a curated record. The coding region runs from base 40 to 1683 and encodes 547 amino acids. Gene Ontology annotation, biological process: small GTPase-mediated signal transduction; protein geranylgeranylation; intracellular protein transport. Gene Ontology annotation, cellular component: cytosol; nucleus; cytoplasm. Gene Ontology annotation, molecular function: GDP-dissociation inhibitor activity. The transcript has 9 exons. Lineage: Eukaryota; Viridiplantae; Streptophyta; Magnoliopsida; Solanales; Solanaceae.
AAUUCACAAUUGCUAGAUUUGCUGCUUCGCAACAUUCCAAUGGAUGAAACUACGUCGUAUCCUCCUAUUGAACCAUCCAAUUUCGACCUUAUAGUUAUCGGCACCGGCUUACCGGAAUCCAUCCUCGCCGCCGCCGCCUCCGCCGCCGGAAAAUCAGUCCUCCACUUAGACCCUAACCCUAAUUACGGGUCCCACUACGCAUCACUUACACUUAACGAAUUCACUUCAUACAUCCAAUCUCAAUCAUCGCAAUCCCCAAUUGCUGCAAUUUCACGACCCGAAAUUGAUUCGGGUUAUACCCGGGUCGGCAUUUCGACCCGGCCGGUUUACUCGUCUGUUGAGAUUAACUCUUACGGGUCGGAGCCAUUGGAGCAAUCUAGAAAGUUUAAUAUUGAUUUGAGUGGGCCUAGGGUUUUGUUAUGUGCUGAUGGUAUGAUUGAUUUGAUUUUGAAGUCUGAAGUGAAUCAGUAUAUGGAGUUUAAGGGUAUUGAUGGGAGUUUUAUGGGUGAUGGUGAGGGUAAUUUGGAGAAUGUACCUGAUUCGCGCAGCGCGAUAUUUAAGGACAGGAAAUUGAGUUUUACUGAGAAGAAUCAGUUGAUGAGAUUCUUUAAGAUGGUACAAGGGCAUCUUGGUGGUGGGGAGAGUGAGAGGAUAUCGGAGCAGGAUUUAGAGAGUUCGUUUGUGGAUUUUUUAAGCAAAAUGGGGCUCUCGAAAAAGCUAAAAUCGAUUAUUCUAUAUGCAAUAGCAAUGGCAGAUUAUGAUCAAGAGAUUGGGGAUUUGUCCAAAAGUGUUCUCAAGACAAAAGAUGGUAUCGAUCGGUUGGCCCUUUAUCACUCAUCCGUUGGCAGGUUUCCUAAUGCACCCGGUGCUAUGAUUUACCCCAUUUAUGGUCAAGGGGAACUUCCACAGGCCUUUUGUCGUCGUGCUGCAGUCAAAGGAUGCAUUUAUGUUCUUCGGAUGCCUGUUAAUUGUCUCCUUAUGGACAAGGCUAGUGGGAGUUACAAGGGUGUUUGCUUGGCUUCUGAACAAGAAUUGUUCAGCCAUAAGCUGAUAGUAGCUCCAUCUUUUGUGGUUGAAUCACCACCGCCUCAUUCUUCUCCUGAUGCUCUGCAAAAUGUAUGUGGUGAUUUUGGCUCGCGAAAUAUAACUGAGAAGCUGGUUAGGAGUAUAUGCAUCUCAAAGCACUCUUUGAAAUUGGAUGUAGCCAAUUGUCUGGCAUUUUUUCCUCCUCGAUCUCUCUUCCCUGAGCAGGUCACAGCAGUCCGUGCGCUUCAGUUGAGUAGCAAUGUAGCUGUUUGUCCCUCUGGAAUGUAUUUGACUUAUCUUUCAGCUAUAUGUGAUGACGAUGUUCAGGGGAAGAAGCUACUAAAUGCAGCCAUCAAUGUGCUAUUUCACAUUCCUGUUUCUGGAAGUUCUGGAAAUAAUGAUUCUGCUGAGGACCAAAGUGAAACUAGGGAUGCAAAACCUGCCUUACUUUGGAGUGUCUUGUAUACUCAAGAGCUUGCUAAGUUGCAGGAUGUACUAGAUAACAUCAUUUGUACCCCUACGCCAGAUGGGAGUCCAUAUUACCAUGAUCUUCUGGGUGCUACAGAAAAGAUAUUUCAAGAGCUGUAUUCUGGUGAAGAAUUCUUUCCCAAGUCAACCUCACCGGAGGAGGGUGCUGGCCAAGAGCUCGAGGACUAGACACCAGUAUUGACGUUGCUGGAUAUGUUUCCGUUUUAGCUGACAGAGGGGCGGCUAAAUAAUACAUUUUGCAUUGACAGUGUCAACAAGAAUAUCGUUGAAGUGGUUUCUGUCCCUAUAUGCCAAUAUUGAAGUGUUUAUACGAAAUACUUUGUUGUUGUAAGAGUAGCAUCUUUAGCCUUGUUACUUUGGCUAAAGAUUUUGUUUAUUGUUGCUAUUAGUUUUUGCGGUUGUUGAUUUGAGACUUCACGAAACUUGAGCUUUUACUAGGCAACUAUUUCCUAUCUUCAAAUUUGAAGUGAUAUCAACUAAUAGUAGUUCUCUUA